UCUUCCAGGCACAACGAAGAAGAGCUUCUGAAUCUUUGUUGUUCUAAGUUUCAGAAAUAGCUAUGGAAGUAGCUUUGGUAACUAUCGCAGCUCGCUCUAUGGGCGAGAUGAUGAAAGAUCUCCUCCAACUUGACAAGAAACUCAAGGCAAUAAUUGGUGUCAAAGGGAAGAUGAAGAAGCUCAAGGAGUUGUCGAGGAUUAUUGACACGGUGAUCGAAGAUGUCGAGUCUCGCCCUUUAAUUGAUGCCGCUGUGAAGAACUUGUUGAGGAAGAUCGAAUUCUUGGCCAACGAUCUCGAGGAUGUUGUGGAUUGCUACGACAUCGAAGCCUUACGAAAGCAGAGAUCAAGAGAUUCUUUCAAGCUGGGAGAGAAUCAGAGAAGAAUAUGAUUGUCGACAUGUUAACAAAGGAUGAUGAUGAUGAAAGCAGUCAUGGUACAUUGAAGGUCAUCACCAUUGUUGGGAUGGGUGGCCUGGGGAAGACAACACUUGCUCAGCUUGUUUUCAGCUUGUUUCUGAACUUGUACUCAAGUCAUUCUUUCACUUAGCAUCUUCCAGGGAGCAUGAUUUUCUAUGGGCACCUUCCAAGGGGUAUGAUUUUGGAGAUGAUAGUCAUGUAACCAAGUGCACGAUGCAUGAUCUGAUGCAUGACUUGGCACGAUCAGUAGCGGGAGAUGUAUAUUGGAAUGCUAAAGAAGACUUGGCUAAAGAUAUUGGAAAAAGAACAUAUCAUUUGCAUGCGCACAUAUAUUUUGAAAAUUUAUCAACCAUUACUCAAGCCUUGGGCAAGAAGCCAUUGUACUUGCGUACCCUUAUAUUGAACUAUUUUAGUUUAAAGGUAGAUCAGCUUGAAUUUGUUUUCUCAGAACUGAAAUUUUUACAGGCGUUAGAUUUAACUGACAAUGGCAUCGGGGAGGUGCCAACAUCAAUACGAAAUCUGAUACAUUUGAGACACCUCAACUUAUCUAAGAAUAACAUUGAAGUUCUACCCGAUUCCAUAACCUUUCUCCCCAAUUUACAAUAUCUCGAUCUCAGUUUCAAUAGGGGACUUCGAGAGCUACCAAAAGAGUUGGGGAAUAUGCAAAGUCUUCGGGAUCUCGAUUGUAGGUGUCAUGAUUUACCGAGUGCUUUUUCCAAAAGUGAUCUUAGAUUGACCCACAUGCCUUGUGGGUUGUCACGACUAACGAAUCUUCAAAGUUUACGUGUCUUUGUUGCUGGGGACAGAAUUGGCGCAUGCUCAAUUAUAGAACUUGAGGAUUUGAAGCUUUAUGGAGAAAUAAAUAUUAUAUUUUCCGAGAAUUUUACUAAUUACUCAUGUGGUGGAAGAAAAGUCUUGAAGAAUAAAAAUCUUAAUGAACUAUGUUUACAGUUUAAUGGGUCAGAGAGAUAUGACAAGGAGAUGUUGGAUGAUCUUUGUCCCAACAAGAGCUUAAAGAAAUUGAGCAUAUGCAAUUAUGGGAGCCGACAAUUUCCAGCAUGGUUGAUAGAUUCACAGUUGCCAAAUUUGGUUGAAGUUAGCCUUAAAAACUGUCGUGAUUGUGAGCAUAUUCCUCCGUUGGGUAAUCUACAGUUUGUUAAGAAGAUUGACUUAGCCUUUAUGAGUGGCAUUACACAGAUGGGUGCCGAGUUUCAUGGGCGGAGAGGCUUUCCUUCUCUUCAAGAACUCAUCUUGAAUGGGUUGUAUAAUUUAGAGGAAUGGUCAGAGUCUCACGGUGUCGAUGAGUUGUUCCCUUCAUUGCAGUGGCUGCGGAUUUCCAAUUGUCCAAAAUUGAAAUGUAUGCCGAGGCUUCCUAAAAUCCAUUCCCUUGAGAUAUUUUACUGUAGUGCGAGCCUACUCUCAUGUGUUGAUAGACUCACUUCUCUUUCUGUUCUCCGAGCAAUGGAUAUUGACGGCAUGUCAUUUUUUCCAAGUGGCUGCAUUAGAAACCUCACUUCCUUGAUGGAAUUACGAAUUACACGAUGCAGACAACUCCUAUCUCUUCCUGGGGAUGAAAUGCAACACCUCACAUCCUUGACGAAAUUACAAAUUAUUCAAUGCACCAAACUCCAAUCUCUUCCUGGGGAUGAAAUGCAACACCUAAAAAUGAUUCGUUCAUUAACCAUUGACAGGUGUUAUAAUUUGGCAUCAUUCCCGUCAAAAGUGGGACGUCUCAAUUCUCUUCAUUUUCUACGGCUCGCAAGUUGUCCAAGCAUAAUAUUGCAGCCAGAAGAACUCGUACAAAUCUUGAAUUCAGUACAUGAGUUUGAAGUAACGAUUUGUGGCAACAACAUCAAUUUACGUGGGCAACUACAACACUUACACACGCUCAGAGAAUUGUUGAUAACUGGUGAACAUGAUAUCUAUAGCAACACCCAGUUAGGUAUUUGUUGUUGUGAUGAAUUGGAGUCAUUGAUGACGGCAGAACCAUCAAGCAGUGUUCUACAACAUCUACACAUAGAUGGAAUUUCCAACCUCACGACCUUGCCUGAUUGGCUACAGCAUCUCAAGUCUCUUCGUUUUCUGUCAAUCUACAACUGCUCACGACUAGGAACGCUACCAAGGGGUUUGAAGAGCUUACAUAUGUUGGAAACUUUGAGAAUUAUCGACUGUCCACAACUGAAAAGAAGAUGCGAAAGGGACACAGGCGAAGAUUGGUCGAUCAUCUCACAUGUGUCAUACGUUGAUGUUUAAUAGGCUCCUCAAAUACUUUGCUUGAAGCAUCAUACGCGACUCAAAAUGCA
Molecule: messenger RNA, 2720 nt
Organism: Zingiber officinale
Lineage: Eukaryota; Viridiplantae; Streptophyta; Magnoliopsida; Zingiberales; Zingiberaceae
Product: putative disease resistance protein RGA3
Exons: 2
Coding region: 631-2670 (679 amino acids)
Molecular function (GO): protein binding
Source: RefSeq, a predicted model, not a curated record